Lytechinus pictus (painted urchin) is the source of this 4211-nucleotide messenger RNA. Its product is annotated as ion channel TACAN-like. The record is from RefSeq and is a predicted model, not a curated record. Gene Ontology annotation, cellular component: membrane. The transcript is spliced from 10 exons. Bases 1224 to 2237 code for a protein of 337 amino acids. NCBI's taxonomy places the organism in Eukaryota, Metazoa, Echinodermata, Echinoidea, Temnopleuroida, Toxopneustidae.
CGGAACAACCAAAAUACAGAGACUGAAGCUUUUGGUCUAAUAAUUAAUAUGCUUCAAUUUCUUUGACUUUGUGGUGUGGCUGAAUCCCACCCCGCCAGCUUUGGCGGCUGAGCUUCAUAGAAUUGUGAUGAAGAGCACCGGACCAUUCAUUGGUUCGCUACUUAUGACCAGCGAGAAAAGGUGAAAAACUUUAACAAAAUCGAGCAUAUACAUGGAAUUUUAUCCUUGGUUGAAAAAUUUGAGUUUUAAUGGAAUAUAAGAAAGUCCAUCUUCUGCGAUAAAAGUGGUAACUUGAAUAGAUACGAUCACAAAAUAAAGUCAGCUGUUGAGCAGGGCCGAGUCGAGCACCAACACAGCUAAUACACGCGCGCCUAUGGGAAUCGUGAGCUGUAGGAAAAGUGUUGUGUUGAUGAUUUGAAGCCCACGAACAGGAUGAAACAUCCCUGUGAAAUUAGAUUUUUACAGAUAAGAUGAGUGCAAAUCAUUAGAGUCAUACAUUUUAUUGGACAACUAUAUUUACUCUUACGGAUUCUUGACGUAAUUUCAGCCUUUGCAUUCUGUACGCUGAGAUUUUACUGUAAUUUCCCCGAUUUCACUUUCGUCGACGAGAAGUUCUCGAGGAAAGUUGAGAUGAUCAGCAAUGCAGCGCAGUGACGUCAUAGGCUAUCAAUAAUGGGAUCGGUAUCGUUCUUCUGAACCGAGCUCGAUGUUGGAGCUCGGUUCAGCAGCCUUUUCAAGCUCUCAACACCAAACACCGAAUUUGAAAUCACCCACUGAAUCUUGAGAGUAAACAUUUUAUUUACGAAAAAAUUUGUAGCAGUUAGACAUUGGUUAGAUUUAAUGUCAUUUAACAAAGCCUCAUUUAACAGCCUCUUUUAUCACAGCUAUCAGUAGAUCAUGUAUUAUUUUUACAGGAGGUCAUGUAAUACAGAUUUUCAAAGAAUGCAUUAUUGAUGAAGAGUUUGUAUCACCAUAAGGAAAAGCAAAAACAUUUUGGGGGGUAUUUUAUAGUCCAUCAAAGGGAGAGUUGUUCACAUGUGACAUUACACAUCUUUGUUGCAUUGCCAGUAGGAGGAUCUCCAUAGCAUUAGUGAUUGCAAUAUUCAAAUGCUCAUAGCUUUCUCAUUAUUUGUCUGAUUUUUCUUUAACUUUCUUUGAUCUUAUUCUUUGAUUUUUCUGUUUCCACUCAAGCCCACUUGUUCCUAAGGUUUCAUUCCCCUUUAAUGAAAGCAAGGAAAACUAUUACAUGUACUUUUACUUUUUUGUUGCAGGAACUUCAUAAGAAGUACAAGGAGAAAUUAGAGGAAGUUCAGUCGAUGCAGAAAAAAUGUGCUACUUUAGUUGGCCAUCAAAAGAAGAGAUAUAAGGAGAUUGGAGAUGGAAUUAAAGAGAAAAGCCAAGGUCUAAGUGGAGAAGAGAAGGCUAAGUGUAAUGAGCUAAAGAAAUUGGUUGAAGACAGGAAAAAGAAUUGCAGUGAAGUCCUGGAUACUCUGCCAAGGUCCAACAACUUCUUCUUGAGUACCACACUUGGACCAGUCAGUGUCUCCAUCUUGAGUAAAAAAGACAGGUUUGCUUACAAGGAGGAGUAUGAACAGUUCAAGCUCUAUCUCUCUAUCAUUAUGCUUGUUGGAGCUACUAUCAACACAUUCUUUAUCAAGAACAGGAUAUGUGAUGCCUGUUAUCAUUUUCUACUUGUCUGGUACUACUGUACUUUGGUCAUUAGAGAAUCUAUCCUCAGACACAAUGGAUCUAGGAUAAAAGGUUGGUGGGUAGUGCAUCAUUACCUGACUGUUGUUUUGACAUCAAUCUUACUGAUUUGGCCAGACAGUGUGAGCUAUCGAAUGUUCAGGAAUCAAUUCAUGCUCUUCUCUCUUUAUCUUAGUGUUGUUCAAUUGAUGCAGUAUUACUACCAAAGUGGAUGUUUGUAUAGAUUAAGAGCUCUUGGGGAGAAAAGUGAUAUGUACAUCACUGUAGAGGGUUUUCAGAAUUGGAUGUGGAGAGGGUUGACAUUCCUGCUACCAUUUCUCUUUGUAGCAUAUACUUGGCAGUUUUACAAUGCAUACUCACUGUAUCAAAUCUCCAAACAUCCGGAGUGUAAUGAAUGGAUGGUACCUGUUGCAAGUUUGAUAUUCUUUUGCCUGUUCCUGGGAAACUUGAUAACCACUUCUGGUGUGAUUGUCAACAAACUCAAGGCCAAGCAGUCAACCACCUCAAGCCCCAAGAACAAAGGUUCAUGAUGCAAGUCUCAGCCAGAGGCCGUCAACUUUUUAGCUGCUUUUCAAACUAUUGCCAUCUGUUUGCAGGAAAAAGAAAAGUAUACAAAACGACCAUGCAAAUGUUUUUCUAAGGUCAUCUAUUUUUCAUUCGCUUUACUUGGCAUGCCAUCCAUUUGCAGGAAUAAAAAAAAGGAUGUAUGAGUUUAAAGUUUUGAGUGACAAAGUUUCAAUAUGUUUGAAGCUAAUGAAGUACUCUUAGCUCACUUUUGAAGCCUUUGCCAACUGGUAUUAAAUACAUGUACCUCAAAAUAUAUACAUUAAAAGAGCUCAAAAUAUGUACAUAAAAUAGCAAAAUGAAUCUGCAUUGCAAAACUAAAGUAUUUUGUACAUAUUAUGCUACAAGAGCUUAUGAUUUGAUAAGGAUUUCUAUUUCUAACACUUUGGUAUGCAGGAGAAAAAUGUGAUGAUUCAAAUGAAGCUAAGGAAUUGUAUUUUGCUAUGUUACUUGCAAAAAUUAUGUGAGAAAAGAAAACAACUUUGUUGCUUAGCUCAAUGCACUGUUUUUACACAGGGUUUAUUUACCAAGCCUUCAUAAAAUAUUAGAUGGGGACCCCUCUAUUCCUUAGCAAUCUCCGAUAUAUUUCCAGAUGCACAUAUCUUUUUGUUCAAUGUAGGACAAAAAACAAAUCAAUUUUAUGUAUUUCUUUUCUUUUGUUCAGGAAUUGUUUCUCAAAAAUCAACACAUGUGUUAUGAAUGUGUUUUAAUAAAAAGGUACCAGGGUUUGUUGUAUUAUGUUGUAUUCAGAAACUAGAGAGAUACAAAUUUCCAUAAAGUAAUUUACUUCAAAUUGAAGAACCAUCAUGAAAUUACCAAAUGAUAUGAUGUCUUCUCUGGUCUCAAUAUGCCAUGAGAUCGAAUUAAAUAAUAUGAAUCAUUCUGAUGUUUUUUUUUUGUGUGAAUAGAUCAAGAAUGAUAUAUUGUUUAUUUUUGUAUUUUCUUAGAGGGAUUCUUUGCAUGCAACCUGAAAACUUGCUUUAUGCAAUGAAGCAUGGACAAAGUAUACAAAUAUAUCAGGCUUCGAGAAAGUAUAGUGGAAAUUAUUUAUCCGAAGUUGGUCCGGCAAUUACUAUUUUUUCACGGGUUGAAGCCCCAAGGAAAAAAUAGUUAUAUAUUGCCAGUCCAACCAAGGAUUAAUAAUACCCUCUUUGCUUUUGAAGGAAUCACCCGAUAUAUUGGUUUUAUAUCCUACUUUUAAUAAAUUAGAACUAACAUCUAUGCGCUGAGCUUGCAGAGUCUGGUUAUUUGCAUUGAAUGACCUACUUUUCCCCAAGCCAUCAUGCUCAGCUGAAUGCAGAUGAGUGCCUGCGGCCCUGCGCCGACUAAUUUCCAGUUUUCUUAAAUAAUGACGUCAGAAUAUUGGUAUAGCGAUAAAUAUAUCAAGAUGUGACGUCAUGCAACAUCAUAGUUAGAAUACAUUUGGUCACAUGAUGCUAUUUUAACCAAUCACAAUACAGGAUUUAAUCUAUGUGGGAUAUAAUAAUUGAUCGUCUGUUCCCCAUUACAUAAAGAUUAUAAUGUAUUACAUUUCAAAACCAAUCCAACUUGGCAAGAUUCCAGUGUUUUAUAUAGUCAUCAACAGGUUAACGUCUGUUUUACCUGGUUUUACCAGCACUCCUGCAAAAGUAUUUCUUACAAAGCUAAAAUCUUGCUCAUGAAAACCUAUUAGAUAUACUGUAUAGAGAUUAAAUGGGAAAAGUAGAGCAUGUAUUUGAAGAUGGCUUUUUUAGCCAAAAUCCUUUUGUCAAUACAAAUUUCAAAUAUGAUAGUAUUAAAGUGAAUUUCUCAGGAUAUUUAUUAAGAAUGUUUUGAAAUAACUUCUGAUCAUGUAUUCAAUUUUGUCUAGGUCAUAGCCAGCUAAGAAGUUCAGUAGCAGUAUUCUCUGCUGCAACUCUUCUUAACUACCUUUGUAUUAAUUAUAUGACUGUAUAGGUGAU